AUGUCUCAACUAGCUGCCGUCCAAGGGCUCACGAUCGAUUUUGAGCAAUAUCACACAAAUCUGGUCGCAGAUCUUCAACGUUGGGACAAUGCAAUUGAUGGAACAAUAGCCAAUCGAGUCUUCCAAACUUUUUGUGCUCUCAAUAGAUUGCACCUGAAGAUUGUUUUUAUCGAGCGCAGAAAAGCCCUCAUUGAACGCAUGAGCAGCUUGCCCGCGGAUGCUCGAGCCGAGCUUCUGAGUGAGUACGAGAGACUCUUGGCCUUGAUGUAUCCGAUGCGCCAGUGGUAUGAAGCCAUCCGAGAUGACUACCGAGAUCUACAAACCGCUAGAAGCAGUGGAGAUUUGGAAACUGCCAGAGAGCUUGAGGAAGAGCUUGAUUUAGAGCCGGGACAUGUUUGA
This is a messenger RNA of Botrytis deweyae, 399 nucleotides long. RefSeq lists its product as uncharacterized. The record is from RefSeq and is a predicted model, not a curated record. NCBI's taxonomy places the organism in Eukaryota, Fungi, Ascomycota, Leotiomycetes, Helotiales, Sclerotiniaceae. Bases 1 to 399 code for a protein of 132 amino acids. The transcript has 2 exons.